This is a messenger RNA of Brassica napus (rape), 2484 nucleotides long. RefSeq names its product probable serine/threonine-protein kinase PBL26. The coding region runs from base 1 to 1305 and encodes 434 amino acids. Gene Ontology annotation, biological process: protein phosphorylation. Gene Ontology annotation, molecular function: ATP binding; protein kinase activity. The record is from RefSeq and is a predicted model, not a curated record. The transcript is spliced from 4 exons. Lineage: Eukaryota; Viridiplantae; Streptophyta; Magnoliopsida; Brassicales; Brassicaceae.
AUGGGGAAUGAGAAAGCCGUCUCUGGAAACACCAUACCGCUCCAUUCUCGCCCUAUAACUCGUGCCCUUGCUUCUGCUCUGCGUGCUUCUUCUAAUCUUUCAGAAGUGGUUGCUACUACUACAGUGAUCAACCAGGAAAGGGUUCUGAGAGCAAACAGUAAAAGAACAGCCUUGGAUGAUAAGAAAUCCAAUAAUGCACCUAAGAGGCGAGCUGUUCUUAAUGAUAUCACAAACGUUACCUGCGAGGAUUCUUACUCACGCUGCUUCAAUGCAGCAAAAAUCCAGGUGGAGAAUAUCAAACAGAUAAAGAAGGAAAGGGCAAGUUCUCCCAAAGUGGCAACAUCUUCUUCUACUUCAGAAGUUACAGAUGCAGAGGUACAAGUUGUGUGUACAGGCACGAGCUUAGACACAAACGAAGCAUCUUGUAGCUUUAUGGGAAAUCCGAGUUCCAAGUUGCCUCCAAGACCCCCUGGGAGAUCAACUUCUACAGAUCUAACACCUGAUCAAGUACCGUUGGAUUGGGACACAAGGACCAGAAUUGCCCUAGGAGCCGCGAUGGGUCUUGAAUACUUGCAUGACAAGGCAGAUCCUCCGGUGAUCUAUAGAGAUCUCAAGGCAGCUAACAUCCUUUUGGACAGUGACUUCAACGCCAAGUUAUCCGAUUUUGGGCUUGCAAAGCUAGGUCCUGUCGGAGACAAGCAACAUGUGUCUUCAAGAGUAAUGGGAACUUACGGGUACUGUGCUCCAGAGUAUCAAAGAACCGGUCAGUUAACCAUUAAAUCUGAUGUUUACAGCUUUGGAGUUGUGUUGUUGGAGUUGAUAACUGGACGAAGAGCACAACCUGUGUUCAAAGAACCGAGUAGAUUCCCGGAGUUAGCGGAUCCAAGUUUGGAAGGAGUGUUCCCGAAGAAAGCACUUAACCAGGCCGUGGCGGUUGCGGCCAUGUGUUUAGAGGAAGAGGCAACUGUACGGCCACUCAUGAGCGACGUUGUGACCGCUCUCGGUUUCUUGGGAACUGCUCCUGAUGGCUCUAUCUCUGUUCCACACUACGACGACGUUCCUCCUCCUCAGCAGACGGCUGAACCCUCCGGUGAGGGCCCUGUGACGGCUGAGGAACGGGAGAGAGCUGUGGCGGAGGCGAUGGAGUGGGGAGUUGCUUCAAGGGCAUAUUCUAGGAACACAAGUGCAGCACAGUCCCUAAAUCCAAGUGCAGCACAGUCCCGUAACCCCAAGUGCAGCACAUUCCAGGAAACCAAGUGCUUCUUGAUUUUAAAUUUUUUGCAUAUCUUUGUCUUCUUGAUUUAAUAUUGGAUUUGGUUGUUUUCAUCUUUUUUUUUUGAAAGUUUCAGAGACUAGUGAUAGCAGUUUGUUACCUUCUUCUUGUGUUGUAAGAUUCAGUGUUCGUUUCAAUGUGUAUAUUCCAGCUGGGUUUUCAUAGCUCGGGAAUGCAGAUUUUCAUGGAUUAUAGUCUUGGUUUCAGAUUUGAGCGUGGAUAAACUUUGUUUUAUAUUUUAGUCAAAAAAUAAACUUUGUUUUAUAGUUAACUUAUAUUGUGUUUCUAGUCAAAAUAUAAGUAAAGCUUUUAUAUAUGUCCAUGGAAGGCUACAAAGAUCAGUUAUAUAGCAACGCAUAAUCACCAUAACACAAGCAAACAAGAGAGUUAGUAUAUGUUGUCUCUUGACUCUAUAUCAAUGUUUUUAAAACCGUUCGAACCGGAAGGUAAACCUAAAAUUAUUUGGCUCGCAGUUCAAUGUGGUUUGACCGGUCAAACCUGAUUCAAUAAUUUGAUUUAAUUUAUUUUAAUAUAUAAAUUUAAAAGUAAUAUUAAUAAAUAUGAUAAUUAAUUAAAAUAUAAAUAAAAUUUUAAUAUAAAAUAUGUAAAUAUAAUCUAGUUUUUUUUCUUCAUGUUAUUAGUUUUUAGAUUUUUGAUGGUUUUAAUGGUUUCUAUUCAAUUCAAUAAUUUUGAAACUCAAUCCAGCUACGUGAUCGGCCUAUGGUUGAAUCAAUUAUUAGACUCAACCCGAUUACAUGACUGGUUCAUGGUCGAACCCGAUCCAACCAUCAGGUCGAUCCGGUUUUAAAAACACUGAUCUAUAUAAAUAAUACAAAAACUUAAUAAUAAUACAAAACGCGUGACGAAAGAAAACGAAAAACAACAAAAAUAUCUUAUCUAGUCAGUAUGUAUACCUGAAAGGCCUUAAACAUAAUUGGGCUAAUAAGAAAUUCCAAGAUGGGCUGAUAAGAAAUCCCAAGAUGAGCCGAUAAUAAAGCCUAUAUUCAAGCUCAAAACAUCCGCCAAACUCUCUCUCCCUCCCUCUCUCUUGCUCGCUCGUUCUCCCCUUCGCGCUGAUUCUCUGAUUCCACUUUGAAUCGCAAUUCAUCUUCCACAUGGUUUAGCUAGAUCUCUAUUGACUAGUUUACGCUGCGAGAGAUCUUUGAUUCAUCCUCUGUACAAUGUAUAGAAUUCAAGGAUCAAAUAAGUAU